UCGGAAAAGAUCAACACUGCAAAUUAUAUAUUUAAUAUUGUUUCUGUUUAGGAAACGUGAUAUAAUAAUGUACACAAAUAACUGAUUAUAUUAAAAUAGCAUUGUCAAUUGCUGAAGCUUUUAGUACAAUUAUGCAACAAGUCAGUUGAUCACUGCGAUUUAUGUAUUGUAGUGUACUGUAACCUUUAUAAAAGCCCGACACCGAAAAUGUCUAAUCAACCCCCUAACACACCUAGUUUUCAAAUUCCUGCCUAUGUUCUGGAUGAUUUAUGCAGUCGCUUCAUUAUAAACAUUCCAGAAGAAGAAAGGGAAAAUUUGAUCAGGGUGUUUUUUCAAAUUGAACUAGCUCAUUGGUUUUAUUUGGAUUUUUACUGUGCAGAAAAUCAAGAGCUGAAAACAUGUGGUAUCAAAGAUUUUUCAGCCCAAAUAUUUCACCACUGUCCAACGCUGAGCAGCCAUGUACUAGAGGUGGACAAGAUCCUUGGCAACUGGAAGUCCUACAAGAUGAGUGUGCCAACAUACGGGGCUAUAAUGCUGGAUCCUGACAUGAAAUAUUGCCUGCUAGUGCAAGGGUUCUGGGCAAAGGCCAGUUGGGGAUUUCCCAAGGGCAAAGUCAACGAGAGUGAAUCUCCGUGGGAGUGUGCCAUCAGAGAGGUGUUUGAGGAGACUGGGUUUGAUGUGGCAUCCAUGAUUGACAAAGAGUGCUUCCUGGAGAAUAAGAUGAACGAUCAGCACACCCGACUGUUCAUUAUACAGAAUGUCCCUCUGGACACCAAGUUCCAACCAAAGACCAGAAAAGAGAUUAAGAGCCUCCAGUGGUUUCCCAUUGACUCCCUUCCUGCACACAAGAGGGACCAGAUCUCCAAGACACAGCUGGGACUCAGUCCAAACACUUUCUUCAUGGUCAUACCCUUUGUUAAACCCCUUAGAAAGUGGGUGUCCAUGCAGCAGAAUGCACAGCAGGCAUCAUACAGUCUGCAUUCAUCAAACUCAUCUGGAUCCAUAACGUCCAAGCCUCCUGCACCCAGACACCAGCGGAGCGAGGCGCGCACCGUAAACUCUUACCAAGCACCAGGAAGUGACGUUGACACUGCCUCUGGAUACAGCCGUCAGCAACGAGACAAUAUCAAGCAGAAACAGCAGCAGCAGUUUUCACAGCUCCAUCAGAAUGAGUACAACGAGUACAUGCAGAUAAUAAAGGACUCAAAGGCACGAGCGCGUGAGACCCGGGGCAGGAAGACUCGGGAACAUUCUGAGUCUGACAAGUGGUCACAGUCUCACAGCUUAUCUUCGCCUGGUUAUGACAAGAAACAGCAAUCCACUCCUCAGCAGCAGUACCAUAUCCUGAACCGAGAUGGCAGUAUCGGGAAACCAAGGCGCAGUCUGGCUACUCAAUUCAGUGGUACUGGACAGCGGUUCCCUCAGCAACAGCAACAACAACAACAACCACCACUGCCUCAGCAACAGCCAUAUCAUCAGCAAGUUAAAAAUCAAAGUAAGCCUGAGAAGCGCUCAAGAAGGACUGACCACCCAGAGAAUAGUGUGCCAAUUGAACACUUUGUGCCUCCAUCUUGGAAGAACUUUAAAUUCGAUGUGGACGCUAUAAUGGCAUGUAUAGGUUGAAACCAAUGUGCACAUAGAACUCUUAAGUGUGAUAAUUAUGUGAUAAGAUCAAGGAUUGUUUUGUAAUUGUACCACUCAUAUUUCAGUAUUGGUUUAAUUUUAGUGGUCAAGCAGAAAACAUGUUUUAUUUUCUUGUUUUAAAGACAUUAUUCAAUUGAUGCAAUUUUUCUAAUAUGCUAGGAAGAAAUUUGGACAAGUUGGUGAUUGUAUUGUUUAUGCUUUAGCAAAUUUACAGGGUCAUGUACUUCAUAAGAUAAUGCUUUUUCUACUUUUCUACCGUUGUUAUUCCCUAUGCAUAAUAAAUUUUGUCCACUU
Dreissena polymorpha is the source of this 1938-nucleotide messenger RNA. RefSeq names its product m7GpppN-mRNA hydrolase-like. Gene Ontology annotation, molecular function: 5'-(N(7)-methylguanosine 5'-triphospho)-[mRNA] hydrolase activity; RNA binding; manganese ion binding. The transcript is spliced from 9 exons. The record is from RefSeq and is a predicted model, not a curated record. Gene Ontology annotation, cellular component: P-body; cytoplasm. Gene Ontology annotation, biological process: deadenylation-dependent decapping of nuclear-transcribed mRNA; nuclear-transcribed mRNA catabolic process, nonsense-mediated decay. Lineage: Eukaryota; Metazoa; Mollusca; Bivalvia; Myida; Dreissenidae. The coding region runs from base 208 to 1623 and encodes 471 amino acids.